UCAUUACUCGGUUAUCAUCGGGCCAGUUCGGAUCACUCGUGUGCUAGUGUAGAUGUGGAUGUACGAGUGUGUACUUGAGUUUAAAUUUUAUUCUCGUAGUUGACUAGUAUCAAGUAAAGCAGAGUGGGGUCUAGUGGGGUGUUGGUGUUGGGUAGGAAAGCAACAGAGAGCAAAGAGCUGAACCUUAGCAGCAGUAAUCAGCAGCAGUAUUGGUCUCUCUGUUGGUUGAUUUGGUAGAGUUUCAUUUCGUAACGGGAGAGUUGGGUGUGAACGUUUCUACACAUUCUAAGUUCCCUAUUUUUAUUAUUAUUAUUAUUAUUAUUAUUAACAUAAUAAUUUUUAGUUGUUAUCAAAGUAAACGACAAGACAAGAAGUAGUAAAAGGCGAGUGAGUAUCAGCGGCAAUAAAAACGAAAAAGAGAAAUAUUUAAAAAAAAAAGAAAAAAUAGUGGCUGUGGCUGUGCUGUGAAAUCAGUGUGAGCGGUUUGCUAGCACACGCAUCGGUCAUGGUAUUGGAAUAGGAGAAACGAGAAAACUUAAUCAAGAUUUUAAAAUAUUACACCAGUACCGUCAGCAAUAACAAUAAUAAUUAUUAAAAUAGUAAUAAAAAAUCCUAAAUACGCUGGAGAGAUAAUUUCUCGUUGUAAAUUAUGUGGGAUUCUGUCGCAGGAUUACAAUCAGCCACACGUCUAGUCAGCUGACAUAUUGCGCCCUGCUACACCACAGUAGCCUUCGGUAAACGUAAAGUGACAGCCAGUUGUGGACAAACGAUUGACGCACGAAAUACCAUAAAAAUUAAAACAAACCGAGGAUACUGCAAUUGAAGAAAAUAAAACAAUAAGCGAGAUAAAAUAAUAAAUAAAUAGAGACUUUUAUCUAAAUCAACAAGUUGAAAGUUGAGUUAAUAAACAUAAUAAAUAAAUAAAUAAAAUAAAAUGGAGCGUGAGUCAAACCCGAUGCAAGCAUUGUGUCGCAGCGGCUGUGGAUUCUACGGCUCACCAGCCACCGAUGGCCUUUGCUCUCUCUGCUUCAAAGAGAACCUCAAGAAGAAACAACAACCCCCUGUCUCUGCGGCAACUGUCUCAGCCUCACAAACUGUGUCCGGCAACUCCGGGUCGCUGCAGAGUUUCAGUAGUCCAGCAUCUGCGGGUACCACUGCCCAGCCAACCAUUCCCACAAUUCCACAGUCCACGACAGAUUUGUCAAGUCCCAAAGAGGUAAAUAGGGACGAACAGGAAGCUGAAGGUGGAGUAAGUGGCGGGGCAGCUGAAGGUUCGGUCAGCAGUGGCGACACGGAUGACUGCUUUGAUGGAAAAGAGACUGACAAAGAAUUCAAAAAGAAGAAAAAUCGUUGUGUUGUAUGCCGCAAGAAAGUUGGCUUAACUGGAUUUGAAUGCCGCUGUGGUGGAUUAUUCUGCUCUGUGCAUCGAUACAGUGACAAACACGAUUGCAAGUUCGAUUAUAGAGAAAUGGGUGCCCAAGAAAUUCGGCGUAACAAUCCAGUUGUUGUUGGUGAAAAAGUGCAAAAAAUUUGAACUAUUUUAGUGUGUAGUCGUUGGGAAAAUGGUUAUAACUAUAUAAACAAAACAAAAUAUUAUAAUAAUUAAAUAAAAAAAACAAAAAAACAAAAAAAAAAAAAAAAUGAAAAAAAAAAUUAUAAAAUAAAAAAAAAAACAAAAAAAAAAUUAAAAUUAAGCAUGAAAAUAACGAGAUAAAUUAUCUGGCAGCUGAUUGCACACUGGGAAUGGGAUAUGAUUAAUAAUAAUAAUUAAAAAAAAAAAACAAGUAAAAAUUAAUACAUGAAAUGUAUGGAUGUACAAGUGAUUGAUUGUAAAGGUUUGCUGUGAGAAUGUCAUUUAAAAAAAUGGUUAUGAUUAUUAUAAAUAAAUAAUAACAAUCAACAAAAUAAAUGAACAUUCAGUGUAUUUCGGAUGUGGGUAGACAAAGUUAUUAAACAAAAAUUUUAAACAAAAUUCUAUAUGUAUGUAUGUAAGAAUGAGUAAAUUAAAAUAUGAGUGUCAGUGCCAUGUCGGAUUGUCAUCUGAGUUUUAAAAUGCGAAAAAAAACAUCUGGUUAAUUGCUGCCAGUUUAUUAUAAUUAUUAUUAUUAUUAUUUUAUCUAUCAUUAUUAUUAUUAUUAUCUAUUAUUAUAAUAUUAUUAUUAUUAUUAUUAUUAUUAUUAUUAUUAUUAUUAUAACAGCUAUGGUUUAUUAUUAUAUAUAAUAAUUAUUAAUUUACUUAACAGAAAAUCAUCUGAAAAUAGUUAAAUUUAAAAAGCAGUUAAAUUUAAGUAGACUAAAUUCCUGGUGCAGUCAGUCAGUCAGAAGUUAAUCUUGUUGAAGAGGCAGUCGAUUGGAUCCAGUCGAGGAAGCCGAGCUAUGCGCGAAAAAAUGUUUUCACUUGUAUCAAUUAUUAUUAUUAUUAUUAUUUUUGUUUCUAUAUAUUUAGUAAAGGGAGUGUUGUUUAGGCAAUGACUGACGUUGAUGGGUGAUCACAAUUAUAGAUUAAUUGGUAGUCUAAUAACUAUUAAGUAUAUUAGCCGAUUGAUUCAUAAAUAAUGCAAUGAAGUAUAAGUAGUAACUGUGUGUUUAUGUCCAAUCUCACGAAGAAUAUAACGAGCAUUAUUACUCAUUAAAAACAAAAAAAAAAUGUUUUAAAUUACAUGCGAAUGCUUAUUUACGCGAAUUAAAUACCGAGUUUUUUUUUUUAAUUUUUUUUUUUUUUGUAAUUAAAUAAUUAAAAAUUUAUUAAAUUAAAUAAAUGAAAAAUGAUAAAAGAUAUUUAAAAUUUAAAAAUAAAACCCUUGGCUUGCCAAAUGCAGUACGUUCAGCGUAUUGUCAUUGCUUGGAACUGCAAUAAAUAAUUUUAUUCAUGGAUUUUUGUUUACACAAUUGUUAGAGUGUUAAUUAUUAUUAAUUAUUAAUAUUAUUCAAUA
Messenger RNA from Microplitis demolitor, 2933 nucleotides. RefSeq names its product AN1-type zinc finger protein 6 (gene drn). Gene Ontology annotation, molecular function: zinc ion binding; DNA binding. Bases 935 to 1534 code for a protein of 199 amino acids. The transcript is spliced from 5 exons. The record is from RefSeq and is a predicted model, not a curated record. Lineage: Eukaryota; Metazoa; Arthropoda; Insecta; Hymenoptera; Braconidae.